CAUUACUGACUCCAUUUGAAAUUCUCCAAACUUGCUCUUUCCUUUCAUCAUCCAAGAAUCAUGCAGCUUUCCACACUUUUGGAACAAGCAGACGAGAAGAGAGCCACUAACAGCUACCAAGAAGCCGAAAGAAUAUAUCUAGAGUUACUGAAUAAUAGUGAAAGAGACUUUUCAGAAGAACAAGAGAGUAUUCUCAAAUAUAAAGAACAAGCUGCGUUGGCUUUAUUGGACUUGUAUGUAGACCAACAGCAAGCCGAAAAGAUUGUCGAGUUGACUAGGAAACUAAGACCUUUUUUUGGUCAAGUUGCCAAAGCGAAAACGGCCAAACUUAUUCGUGUAGUACUUGAUCGAGUGGCACUCAUUCCAAAAACAGAACAAAUACAAAUUGACUUGUGUUUAGAGACUAUAGAAUGGUGUAGACAAGAAAAGAGAACUUUCCUUAGACAACGGGUACAAGCAAAGCUUUCUGCACUCUAUUUUCAAACUCAACGUUAUUUGGAGAGUCUAGCAGUUUUGACGGAGCUCUUGAAAGAAGUAAAAAAGUUGGACGAUAAAUCUCUCCUUUUGGAAAUUCAGCUAUUGGAAUGUCGGGUGCAGUUAGCUUUGAGGAAUAUUCCCAAGGCACGUGGUGCGUUGACUUCUGCAAGAACUACCGCCAACGCCAUUUAUGUUCCACCUGGACUACAAGGAGAAGUAGAUUUGCUUGCUGGAAUAGUUUCUGCUGAAGAACACGACUAUAAAACAGCCUAUUCGUACUUUUAUGAGUCAUUUGAAGGGUUUUCCAAUUUAGGAGAUGAGAGGGCAGUUUCGAGUUUCAAGUAUAUGUUGUUGUGUAAGAUUAUGACGAAACAAGCAGAAGAUGUGGCUGGUCUGAUUAGUACUAAGUUUGCUUUGCGGUAUAAUGGAAAGGCAGUGGAUGCUAUGCUUGCUAUAUCUCGAGCACAUCAGAAUAGAAGCUUGGCACAGUUUCAACAAGCGCUCAAAGACUAUCCAGAAGAGUUGACUAAUGAUGUUGUUAUUCAUAGUCAUUUAUCUGAACUAUAUGAUACAUUAUUGCAACAAAAUAUUUUGAGGAUUGUAGAACCAUUUUCCAGAGUGGAAAUCACUCAUAUUGCAGAGUUGAUUGGUCUUCCUAUGGAAACAGUUGAAAGCAAAAUUUCUCAAAUGAUUUUAGAUGGACAACUGAAAGGAACUCUCGAUCAAGGAGCGAACUGUUUGAUUACCUUUACAGAAGAUCAUUUUCCCAAAACUUAUUAUCAUUCGUUACAGACGAUGAAAGAAAUGAGUCAUGUUGUGGAUAUUUUAUUCGAAAAUGCUUCGCUGUUGUCUUAGUUGUGUUGAAUGAAAAGUUUCAUGAAGUUUAUUCGAUUCCAAUAUGAAGUAAAGAUACGGUCUUGAGUAAUAAAGUCAUCAAUAGAAAACCACCGGUAAUGGAUAGGAAACCAUUUCUCA
Galdieria sulphuraria is the source of this 1452-nucleotide messenger RNA. Its product is annotated as 26S proteasome regulatory subunit N6. Gene Ontology annotation, biological process: ubiquitin-dependent protein catabolic process. Gene Ontology annotation, molecular function: structural molecule activity. The transcript is spliced from 4 exons. The coding region runs from base 61 to 1332 and encodes 423 amino acids. Gene Ontology annotation, cellular component: proteasome regulatory particle, lid subcomplex. The record is from RefSeq and is a predicted model, not a curated record. Lineage: Eukaryota; Rhodophyta; Bangiophyceae; Galdieriales; Galdieriaceae.